UGAGUACGCAUUCCGGGGACUUCGUAAUGUGCAGAUCAACUUGCAGUCCAACCACCUGACCACCAUCACUGAGACAGUCUUCAAACCCAUUAUUCUCGACAGCCAGUUCUUUGUUUUCCUAAGCUUUAGUGGCAACAACAUCACUUGUGACUGCAAGAUCCUGUGGAUAGUAGAGGACUCGUCUAUGAAGAGUUGCUUUGAUAACUUCAUGUGCGCCAACCUGAACGUCCCAGUCUAUUUAAUAGAUCCUGAAGAUCUUGGUAACUGCACCAGACACUCCCACGUUCGACGCUUCCUAGGUUGAACGGAAAAUCCUAGUGUUUAUGUGAAUUCUCAGUGUUUUUUUUUUCCAAUUCUUAAUGUUUAUGUAGGCAAUGUGUAGCACCUAGCACCAAUUAAAGACUAAUGCUUGUAAAGCUAGACAUUGAGCCACGCCACAUAUCUUCCCAGCUGAGGCCAUGUGACGUAGGUCAAUGAUAUUGUUCCUUCAAGGGGGUGUCUUGAUGCUGGUGAACGGUUCUUGAUUCAAAGAAUUUGAGCUACCCUUCCAUUCCUCAUGAAAUCUGAUUACUUGCCAUUUUCCAGGCGCUGUGUCGCUAGACGCUUAGCGCUUCUCAUUGAGCAUAGUAAUAAUCAAAGGUUUGUACUUCACUGCUUUGAGACAUCUCAGGAAAUUAUUAUCCGUUCAGUGUCUCAGCGGCAUAAGUUUUACAUUAAACUUAAAAGAAGGAAAGCUUUACACAUUUUCAAGCAGUAUGUAAAUAUUGAGAACACAUUAAAGUAUAUAAUUUGAAGGACUGUACGUGAAUAUAAGAAAUGACAUGAUGCGAGUGCCAGGAGAGGUGUGCUAGGGAGGGGGGAGGCGAGGAUAGUUUUCUGCUUGUCUCAACACAUGUAAGCUGGGAAAUUUACAUAACACAACAUUCCAUGUACUUCAAGGAGGUAAGAUCAUUAAAGGUUUUCACUCAAAAAUAUAUCUUGAGAAUAUUCAGGUGAUACACUUAAACCAAGCAGCUGUCUACCUGUGUUGAACAUACAGUAAUUAGUUGAACGAGAAAGCAAGAGAUAUUAAAAGAUUAUCAUUCCUUAAUUAAAACUAAGAUUAUUUUAUUAAUCUUUAUGUUUAUUUAUUGUACGAGGGUCAUUUAGGUUGUAGUUAAACUGUACAUUAAUAAUCAAGAAUAUUUUAAUUUCUAUAAUAUGGAUUAAAGACACAUCUAAGUGUAUAGACACUAAUAUAUACACACACCUCUCAGUGCAUAUACACCGAGAUCUUAUUGUAUACCUUGUUAAAAUUAUAUAAUUUUUGUUAACAAAUAUAAUUACUGCAAUAUUUAUUUCACGAGGACAUUAUAUAUAUAUAUAUAUAUAUAUAUAUAUAUAUAUAUAUAUAUAUAUAUAUAUAUAUAUAUAUAUAUAUAUAUAUAUAUAU
Molecule: messenger RNA, 1432 nt
Organism: Cherax quadricarinatus
Lineage: Eukaryota; Metazoa; Arthropoda; Malacostraca; Decapoda; Parastacidae
Source: RefSeq, a predicted model, not a curated record